GCCGCGCCAGUCGGGGUUCAAAAAGGGCGCGUCGGCGGCGGCGUAAACAACGGCUGGUUGGCGGCGGGAAUCCUCCUCUUGAACGAUGCCGACAAAUGCAAGAUGGUGACUACAAAACAAGCCUUUGCUGAUUGUCAGCGUACAGCUGCUUCUCACCCGAAGCUGGUGAAACAUUUGACAAGAACUUACUUAAAGAGUGACUUUGAGUAUUUUCUGUCCGAAUUUACAUGCUUGUUGAAGAAAUCCCUUAUAUAUGGAGAUAAGCAGCCAGCUGUGGAAAGGACAUUAAACUUUGUGGCUAAAUUUGCAACAAGUAAAAAAUCAGAAACUGAAGAAAAUGGGAAGGAAGAGAAAGCAAAAGAAGACAAUGAUGAUGAGGAGGAGGAGGAGCAGGAGCCAGAAGAGGCAGAUCCUUUCCUUGUGAAAUUGAUCCAAUUUCUACUAAAUAAUCAUGAGGCCAAUAGCCAAGCUGUGCGCUUCAGAGUUUGUCAGUUGAUCAACAAGAUCCUCAACCACAUGGGUGAGGAGGCAGUCAUAGAUGAUGAGCUCUACAGCAAUAUCUAUGACACAAUGUUGCACAGGCUGCAAGACAAAGUACCAAGUGUGCGAGUCCAGGCAGUGUUGGCUUUGGCCCGUCUCCAGGAUCCACGUAACAAGGAAUGCCCCGUAAUCAAAGCAUAUCGUUAUCAUCUGUCAAUGGAUCCAAACAGUGAUGUUCGACGAGCUGUUUUGACAAGUAUAGCCAUCACUUUCCAGACUCUUCCUGAUAUUCUAGAGCGCACUCGUGAUGUACGAGAUCUUGUUCGUCGACAGGCUUUUGAAGUGAUAUCCCGAAAGGUCCACUUGAAGUCCCUGACAAUUGCUCAGCGAGUGCGCCUCAUUGCUGAAGGGCUAACUGAUCGUAGUGAUGUAGUUCGAGGAGCAGUGGAGAAAAAUCUGAUCCAGUCAUGGUUGCGCAUGGUCAAUGGAAAUGUACUUGAUUUGCUUUCUUGUCUUGAUGUUGAGACUGCUGUCAAAGAAGCUGAGCUGGCUCUUCAGUCCAUGUUUCGCGAUGUCCCAUAUGCUGAUCUGAUUGAAAACUUAGGUCUUAAUAAGGAUACUAGAACCUUGGAAUCGGGGGAAUUAAGGCCUGAAUCAGCACUAUACUGGCGAUGUCUUGCAGAGUAUUUAAGAAAGGAAGGUGCUGAAGAAGCUUUGGAACUAUUGCUUCCAGAAUUGACACACUUCUGCUCUUAUGUAAACAACAUUGUAAUGGUAGAAGUAAUGGAUGAUUGUGACACACAAGAAACGCUUGUCAGAUGCAUGGAGAGGGAGUUCAUCACAACACAGCUUGUGUCCAUUAUCAUGCUCUAUGAUUUGAGUGAUGAGGUUGGACGACGCUCAUUAGACCAGCUUGUGAGGAGGUUGUUGGUAUCAGACAAAGUGGGUGAAACACUUGUAAAGGGACUUGUUGAAGUGUUUGGAAAGUUACACCCAGCAACCACACGUGUUAAUCAGCUAGCAGAAAUUAUUUCUGAAAUAAGAGAACCUGUAACCCGAACAGAGCAACAAGAACGCCCAUUGUCAGACGAAGAACAACGCAAGAGAAAACUGGAGGCUGCUCGUGUGAAGGUAAAAAUCAACCAGCUGCGAGAAGAAGUAGAAGAGUGUGUGCGCAGUCUUGAUCUUGAGAGAGCUCAAGCACUCAAGAAGGAGCUAGAAGAGUUGGAGAAAGAAUCAUCAGUGAUUGAUCUAAAUUUCUCAACAUCAGAAGAGGUGGUACAAGAGGAACGAACAGAUCCUGCCACUCUCACCAAAUGCCUGAUGAUAGUGUCUCACAUGAUAGAGAAUCCAGACAUUAUCGUCAUGAAUCCCACCUUGUAUUCCUUGCAUGAGAACUUGGUCUUGCCUUGUCUACGUUCAGAGGAUCCUGCUGUUAGAAACCAAGCAGUUCGUUCACUUGGUCUUUUGUGCCUCAUUUCAGAAGAAUUGAGCUGCCAACACUUGAUUCUAUUUAUGCAGAUAGCAAGAAUUGAUAUAGAGCAGAUCCAACAUUCUGCCCUGCGAUGUGCAAUAGAUCUUAUCCACCUGUAUGGACUUGAGAAGUUCACUGAAGCAGCAGAAGAUAUUUGUGAUAUCACAGGCAUCCCUUCAUCCCCCAAGGAAAAGGAAAAGGAAAAGGAAAAAGAAAAAGAUUCCAAAUAUGGGAUAGUGAAUGAAGAGGAGGGAGGAGCCAUUAUAUCAGCUUUGUGUCAGAUGAUGGACAGUGAUAAUGCGGAAGUUAGAACGACAGCAGCUGAAGGACUUUGCAAGCUGUUACUGGCAUGCAGGAUCACUUCAGCAAAGUUACUCUCUCACUUGGUCCUCAUGUGGUAUAACCCAGUUACAGAGGAUGAUAGCUUAUUACGACACAUGUUGGGAGUUUUCUUCCCUCUCUAUGCUUCAUAUGGGGGCACUAACCAGGAGAGCCUCUGUGCAGCUGUGCUCCCCACCCUCCAGACUCUUUUCAACGCCCCAACUCGCUCCCCGCUUGCUGAUGUUGAUGUGGAAGAUGUUGCCAAUUUCUUGGUUUCAAUCACUAGCCCUUCCAUUAUUGCUGAUAGGUCAAACGAGCAAGUGAACAAUCAUGACAUACUGGUGUUUACACUGUGCAGCGAGAUUUUAGCCUACCCAGAGAGCAGCUGGAAUAAACUGCUCAUUCGAUGCCUUAAUAAUCUCAGUCUUUCACCCACCAACUAUUCUACCCUAAGACAAGUGGAUGUUUUGGCAUUGAAAUUACUUAAGCGUGUUAAAGAGCGUGUUUGUAUCAAUGGCCUGGAGCGCUUCCAGCAGACAGUGCAGAAUCUACUGAAGGAUGCCCCAGAAACAGAGGUUACAAUUAAAGAGGAAAAGCCUGAUAAUACAACAAUGACGGAAGACUUAAGUGAAACAAUAGAAAUGAAUACCACUGGAAAUAAAAGCAUAGAAAAUACAUUUAUGAAGAGAAAAAGAAUGCUGUACAACACCACAACAUUCUCUGACCCAGAGAUGUUUUCGAGUGAACCUGAGUCAGAUUGUGAGGCAAGUCCCUCAAAGCGUAUCCCUCAAGUACCAAAUCUGGUUCUGCCAGAGGAACUGAGUGAUGUAGGAUCGCCCAAACUUGCAAGCACCCAAAAGGAUGAAGAUGACUCAAAGGAAGAGGAUAAUUCAAGAGUGGCCAACUUGGUAUCAGCUGAAGAUGGGGAAGUUGAACUAACUUUUACAAGUGAGAAGAAGGAGAAAGAUGGCUCCAGUUCCGACUUGUUUGAUUCAUCUGAUGGCACUCCAAAACAACCUACUCGUCGAUGCAGAGCUCCAGGAAGUCCAGAUUUGGGAAAAGCUGCCAAGAUUGCAAGAUCAUCUGUAUCCUCUAGGGGAACUGAUGAUGAGGAUACACCACCAAGAUCAAGCAGAAGGCAUAGCAGAAAGAAGGAAGUGUCACCUGCCACAGAUACUUCUCCAGCAUUGAGAGGGCGAAGGCGAAACAAGAAAGAAACCACUACCACGGGAGAGUCAAGUGAAGAAGAAACCACUUUACCUGCCAAAGUUCCACGUACCACCAGGACCCCAAGUAAUAAAGAUAGCAAGGAAGAAAGCAUCUCCAGUGGAAGAGUUACACGUAACAGAACUUCAGCAACUCCUUCCCAAGACACUUCAAGCAAAUCAGCCUCAACCAGCAGAGGCAGACCAUCAAGAUCCUCAGCAACUGUAGUACCUGAGACAGACUCAUCAGCAUCCAGUGGAAGAGCUGCAAAACAUAAGGAGGUAGAGGACUCUCACCUGAAAGUCACUCCAGGCAACAGAAAGACCAAACCUGGGGCCACCGUCAGUGAAACUCGCUCUGGUCGAAGAGGCAGGGGUUCAGCACAAAAGGAUUCACAAGUCAUUGCAAGUGAAUCAUUGCAAUCAUCCACAACGUCUCGCUCAACGAAAAGAGCUUCACAAAUUUCCACCACUAGUGAAGAUACCACACCAGCACGCAGGUCAGGCAGAUCUGCUAUAAUCUCCCAGAGUACUGACUCAGAGUCUGAGAGGACCCCAACCCCAAGGAGAUCAGCACGUUCUUCAGCAACCAAGGAAGUGAAUAAGAAGAGGAAAUAGGAAUUUAUAGUGUGUAAUAUAUAUACAAAAAAAAAUUAUCUUUCAAGAGAGACUAAACUUUACCUUUUUGGUUGUUAGGAUAAAAGAAUAUGUGUACUAUGUGUCUAAAUUUUAAAAAUUUAUACCUGGUGUUUGAUAUUCUUUAAGGAAGUAAUUAUAAUUUUAAUAUAUUUUAGUAAACUGUUGUGUAUUCAAGAGAAUGGUUACAUUACAAAAAAGGAAAAUUAUGCAUUCCUCAUUUUAAUGGAACCGUGAUUUGCAAACUGAAAGUCCAGAAGUAGCCAGGCAUUGAUUCUGCAUUAAAUUUUUGUAUGGAGUAGCUUUUAUUUUAUUUUUUUUUUACUAUCCAUAAUUGAUUUUAAAAAUCAGAAAAUGGUUUGCCGGUUUUCUCUUUAUUACAUCAUCCAGUACAUUAUUCUAUAUAAGGAACUUCUAAAAUAUAUAGAAGUAUAAAAGUUAUAUGUAGGUCCUUGAAAAAUUAUUUGCUUUCAUAAUAACCAGCAUAUCUACAGUUGAAUUUAUUAUAUUUUGGUGAAUUACUGAAACAGAAAUAUAUUUCUUUUACAUUAUACCAAUAAACAAGAUUUAUGAAAA
Penaeus chinensis is the source of this 4692-nucleotide messenger RNA. RefSeq names its product condensin complex subunit 3-like. Gene Ontology annotation, molecular function: protein binding. The transcript is spliced from 22 exons. NCBI's taxonomy places the organism in Eukaryota, Metazoa, Arthropoda, Malacostraca, Decapoda, Penaeidae. Gene Ontology annotation, cellular component: cytoplasm; condensed chromosome; condensin complex. The coding region runs from base 103 to 4098 and encodes 1331 amino acids. Gene Ontology annotation, biological process: mitotic chromosome condensation. The record is from RefSeq and is a predicted model, not a curated record.